AAUAUUAAAAAUCUCGAAAAUGCAUUUAGUAAUUUAUCAUUUAAAUAUUAAUAAUAAUGAAUGUAAUUGUUGUUAAAAAAACAAAUCGAUGAAUAGAAAUAUAAAUACGAGUAUCGUUUCAUCAUUUAAAAUUGCCUUUUAUUACUGCUCUUUGACACUUGUCAAUCCCUGUAAUUUGACACAUCAGUUGAGUUUGUUCGAGGUUUGCCUAUUUAACUGCAUUUAAAAGGACUUAACUAAACAUUUUUAUUUUUUCAUAAACUCGUGUAAUCGUGGAGAUAUUACUUUUUAAAUAGCAACCACUUCAUUUUAAUUACUUGCGUAUUUCAGUGAUUUACAAUAAUAGAUUUUGAGAUAUAAAAUAUUUCUGCACAAUAUUUUUUAUUGUUAGUAAUUCAGUUUUAUUUGCUUGAUUUUAACAUCCCGUUUAUUUUUAAUUGUUUUUCCAAGGGUUAAUUUUGUUACCGACUGUAAAAAUGGGCCUAUAAUUGACAAACGGUGCGGGUCAUCGUCUGAAAUGCAAUCCCAAGCUUCCACAGUAUUAGCGGUCUCGUCAGUACACAUCACGUUAUACUUAUGAAGCAAACAAUAAAAUGGUGUCUAAUUAGAAGACUUAAACAGACAGAUAUGCCGCAUUAAAAAAGAACCGACUCCAGCUUGCCGAGAAUGUGAAAACGUGCCACAGUCUGUCAGCCAAUGAAAGUAAUGAGAUAAACAUCCGUUCCUGUUUCGGCUGUACCGAGGGUCAAGUGUUCCAAGGGAGAGUGUAUGUUCUCUUUUUUUGCUCCAAAUUUUGGACAACAAAAAUAGCAUUCAAAAGAAAGAGAUCCCAUUAUGAAACGUCGAGUGAAUGUGUGUUCGUAUCUUUGCGUAUCCAAUAGGAUGCGACGAUCCACCCUUUGCAACAGCGAAGGUUGCUGCGAUGCAUCUCAUCCAACAUCGCAUUUGCUCCCCGAAAGCCGAAAACCACCAGAGGGAACCUUUUUUCCGGGGUUUGUCAUCAAAAAGCAGAAUGUUCGUUACGCAUGAUGCGGCAACCGGAAGUGAAAAUGGUUCACUGAAGGUGCACAGUUCAGUUAAAAUAGGGAGAGAAUAAUGGAUAACAUUUGAAUAAUGGAUCUAUUUUAUUUGCUAGCUUGUCUACGAUACGAUACUGUUAUGUGCUGUGCUGUGCAGGAUCGGAUAUGAUCACAACAACAGAUUAGCAGGCGUAUUGUAGACAAAAAUGUUAUUUAAAUGCUGUCAUACAUAUGGAAUUGCAUUGAGGUUUCCGGUGUAAUAAAUAUCUGUGUUGAAGUUGUUCUUUUUUAUAUGCUUUGAGCUGAGCGCUGACGUGUCGCCCAUAAUUAAGAGUAAUUGAAUCGAUUUUUAUUAAAUUAUCUCUCCAUGUGUGAGUGUGCUUUAGUACAUAUCCAAUAAAUGGAAAAAGAUAAUGGGAAUAUCCAUAAAAUUGAAAUGUCAGCAGUGAUGUCAAUAUGAGGAAGAAGAGUGUCCGAGAUUAUCCGUACCAGCAUCCGUUAAUUGAUUUAUGAGCGACGUCCGUCAGCAACAACGUUCAUGUCCGUAGUCGUCCUGAAGCACUCGAAUGUAUGUGAGAUUGAUUGUGAGAUGGCUUUGGUUUCCAUUUUGUUUUUCCUCCUUUUUCUUCCACCCAACUAUUUUAUGAUCUCAUGUCCAAUUAUUCAGGAGAAAAACGGUUAAGAACAAUAAGGAAAAAAUAUAUACGUGCUUUUGAUUGGAAUUGAAAUACGGUUCUCCCUGGACACACCUUGGAGGCCCCCCCAUAUAUACGUCAUUGUCUCGCGAAUCAUAUACAUAUCGCUCCGAGGUCAAUGGAUCACCGCGAUAGUGUGAUAUUUGUCACUGUCUCGUUGUCGCUCUUGGUACACCAUGGCCUUCUACAGACACGUCUCGUUCUGCGCAGAAUUGUUCUACUAGCAAUUCCGCGGCCUGCUUCGCUGACGAGAAAGAGGGUUAGAACUAUUGGAAUCUCCAAUCAAUUCAGUAGCACUUCUCACACUUUCUCUCCUGAUUCUGAUGCGUACACACACACACACACACACACACACACACACACACUCGCACACAAACACGCGCAUACAGUUGGAAAAUCUUUCCAGGACAUCAAGGAAAGCUACAUAGAUCCGUUUUAGAACCGAGCCAGAGCUCUAGCGUCGGUCGCGUAUUCUCAGACAGCAGGCUGACAGGAAUUCCGGGACAGUAGCGCCAGACGCCAGCCAGACUGCACUUGCGCUUUUCAAGCACACAAAACCAUCCCAUCCGAUGUAUAUAUCUGUGUUCCUAUGUUCUCCCCGCCUAAUAGGAUUGGAAUGUUUUUUUUUUGUUUCUUCUCCGGUGGCGCUGCAUUCUACCGAGUGUGUGGAAACGUUCUCUUCUCACCAGUGUGCAUCUGCACUUGGAGUUGUUUGGACGCUUUUUCUCAACGCCAUCCCAUCGCGAUCGUCGUUGUGCUUGAUAUUGCUUUUAUAAAAGUUUGAAAGUGGAAAAGAAUUGAUGUAAAAAUUCUGAGCAGAGUACUCUGACAGAACAAAAUGACUUCGAGAUUAGAUCGGCUGUUUAUUUUGCUCGAAUCGGGUUCGGCUGCGGUAACGCGCAAGGCUGCGGCAAAGCAGAUCGGCGAAGUACAGAAGCUCCAUCCGCACGAGCUGCACAAUCUGCUUAGCCGCCUGCUGACGUACCUGCACAGCAACAGCUGGGACACACGAAUCGCUGCAUCGCAAGCCGUCCAAGCGAUCCUUACCAAUGUGCCGCAAUGGGAACCGAAGGGACUGCCGGGUGUGAAGCAAGAAACAAAGGAGGAACCACCGGCCGACCAGCUCGAUGAUGAUGAGGAAGAAAAGUCGUGCGAUUCGUCCAGCACGCAUGGUAGUAGCACCCGGAACGGCCACAAUAAUCAUCGCCUUUCGUUCGAUAAUUUUGACCUGAAUGCGGUUCUGUUCAAGGGCGCCCGGUUGAUGGGUUCGGAAGGGACCGAAUUUGAUCCGCUGGACGAGAACGAGAUGGUGGAUUUGCGGGAAAAGCUUGCCCGUCAGCGGGCACUGCUGAACGAGAAGCUUGGCCUUAGCAGUGGGCUCAACAUAGAGGAGCUGGUGACGCUGGAUGAUGUGCGUAACAAUGGUAGUGGAAUGUCCGGCACCCGGGAUCACCAGACCGGUGCGGGUGGUGAACGUUUGGUACCGGUUCAGGAGAUACUGCGAUUGAACCGUGCCGAUUCGGUGGAAGGUUUAAGCUGUCGGGAGAAAAACCGUGCCCGACGGAAGGCACGUCAGCAGCAGCAAGCGUUCCCGAAUCCGAUCGGAGCGGUCAUAGGUGGUGGAGGAGGAACGGGCGGGGGUGGUGUUGUCGUUCCCACAUCAAUUGCUGGAAAUGGUUCAAAUGGGUUGGGAAUCAAUAUGGCGUCAGCAGGCGCUGGUCAGCAAGAAACAACCAUCGGUGAACCUGAUCGAAAGCGAAUUAAAACGGAAAAAGGUGAAAUCGUUACAGCUGCUGGAGCAGCUGGAGGUGGUGGUACUGGGACUAUUACUUCAGGCACCUGGACGGGAGAGGCAGUCCCCGACCUAACAGGAGCAUGGGUCGAUGCCACCGAUUGGCCGUUGGAUUCGUUUUGUUCCAAACUAUUUCUAGAUUUAUUCAGCCCACGGUGGGAAACUCGUCACGGAUCAGCGACGGCUUUGCGCGAGCUGCUUAAAUCACACGCAGACGGUGGCGGUAAAAGUGUGUACAUGGCCAAAGCAGAAAUGGACCGUCAGCAUCAGCUAUGGUUGGAAGACGCCACACUACGUCUGCUGUGCGUUUUGGCUUUGGAUCGUUUUGGAGACUUUGUGUCGGAUCAGGUGGUAGCACCGGUCCGUGAAACGUGUGCCCAGGUGCUUGGUACGGUUCUACGUCAACUACCGUUGCCCAAGGUGCACCAAACCGUUGCCAUACUGCUGACGUUCGUAAAGCAGAAAGAGUGGGAAGUCCGGCACGGUGGUCUGCUCGGCAUCAAGUACAUGCUGGUUGUGCGCGAGGAUCUUAUACAAACGUUCCUGCCCGUCAUCAUUAACGAUGUGCUGACGGGGCUGUUCGAUGCGGUUGAUGAUGUGGGUGCAGUUGCGGCAUCCACCCUAAUUCCGAUCGCUACCUGGCUACCGAAGCUACUCAGCCGGGCGCAAGUAUCACACAUCGUGAAGCUGCUCUGGGAUCUGUUGCUUGACCAGGACGAGCUGGCUUCAGCGUGCAACAGCUUCAUGGGACUGCUCGCAUCCAUUUUAAGCCUACCGUCCGCCUCCAGCUGGAUCCAGAUGGAGCCGAUGUCGAUACUGGUGCCCCGGCUAUGGCCCUUCCUUAGCCACUGCAGCUCUUCCGUGCGGCGUUCCACGUUGCAAACGCUCAAAACACUUACAUCCGUCUCGACCGAAGAGGGAACCAACGGUGGCUCUACCACACCACCGUCUUCCAAUGGGAAAUCGGAACCGGCGGACAGUGCCGUGCUUACCGUACCCGACACGGAAGAGUCGAAGCUGGGGCUUAAUUUCGGUGUAAAGGAUUGGCCACCGCCACUGCUGCAGGAAGCGCUUCGACACAUCUUUCAGCGCGUGCUCGUGGAGCACGUGGAGGAUAUACAAUCGCUCGCGGAGGAUGUGUGGAACAAUCUGGUUGUGAAUGCGGAGCUGUCCGCGCUGCUGCACGCUUCCUGUCCGUACGUUUCCAGCUGGCUUUGUCUCGCUAUGCAACCGGUACGGUUAGCAUUCGAUCCGGGAUCGCUGAUCUACGCCAAACCCAGCCAACAUCAGAGCGGCAGCAACCGGGAACGAAGACCCCGGCAAUUCGAUUCGUUUGACACGGGUGGAGGAGCUGGUGGAUGCGGCGGUGUUGGCCAUUUAUCGUCAUCCUCGUCGUCCGGUUCACUGCAUCAGAAACUUUUCCUCGGCGGUGCCGAAACCGUUCCGCUGGAUGUGCGAGAAAAGAACGUGGUACGGGCACGCUGCAAAGCCGCCCGAAUGAUUGGGUUGCUGUCACGGUACCUCGUGCUGCCGGCACCUGGCGUCACCUACACACCCGAGACGGAGAGUCCCAUCGAUUGCUAUACCAAAGUGCUGAUCGGAUACCUUCAGUCCCGGUCGGCUCUGCAGCGGUUGAUCAGUAGCCUCGUGAUUGCGUACUGGUGUUCGUUCGACACAACGAUUCAGCCGGGUCCUCCGGUGCUGCAGGAACGAUUGCGCGCCUGCCUGAACGAGUACGUCUAUUACGAUGAGGUGGGCAUCUUGUUCACGCGGCUACUGCAGGAGUGCCGUGACUAUAUGGCCACGCUGAAACAGCACAAGGUACAGCUGGCCGAGUACGAACAGCUGAAGGUGUUGACGCUUGAUCAAAUCUACCAAAUAGCGACCGCCAUCGGAUGGUCGGCUGAGGAGAUGCGCACCAAAUACUGCCUCAAACCGAAGGUGGCCGAACUGUUGGAGGAUCGGCGACGAAGUUUGCUUGGUUCGCAUUCCGCCACCGCACUAGAACAGACGACACUGCACAUCAACACGCAGUCGUCGGUGUCCGGUGCCGUCGUCAGCUUGCGUUGUCUUCCGGACCGACUGAAUCCGGUAGUUAAACCAUUGAUGGAAUCGAUCAAGCGCGAAGAGUGUGAACUGCUGCAGAGGCUUUCGGCGAAAUAUUUAAGUGAUCUGCUCGAUCAGGUCAUCGCUAGGACGCCGUGUCCGAACAGUAAGAUUGUCACGAACCUGUGCACACUGCUUAAAAGCGAUCCCGAGUUUACGCCCCGUGUGCUCUGUCCGGACCAGGAACUGCAGCACUUUGAUCCGGCAAAUACGGAAGAGUCCAACCCGUAUCAUGGCAUUCUGACGCUUACUAAGCAGAAUCAGCGCUGCAAAGAAAAUGCUUCCGCUUCGGGUGGAUCCGGUGGUGGAUCGUCCCGUGGACCGGGUAGACCUGCGGCUGCUAGCACCGUUGCAGCCGCACUCGACCUCUCGUCGUCCGCCACGUCGACGAACAGCACCAAUGCAGCACUGGACGAACUGCUGGGUCCGUCCGAAAGUGAAGAAACACAGCGGAAACAUGCACGCACCCAGCGGCUCGGUGCAACGGCAGCCAUUACGACCAUUUGUGCCCAGUUUGGUUCACAGUUGCCACAGAAGUUGCCCAUCGUGUGGGAACUGUUGCUGGACAAAAUACAAUCGCGCGUCGAUGAUGCAUAUAUCGAUCGAUUAGCGCUGGAUGUGAUUGCACAGGAUGAGACGAACGAUUUUAUAACGUCCCUGCAGCUGUUGGAAGUGGCCGCACCGUUUUUGAACGUAUCGCUGCACAAGGAACUUUUCGAGUUGCUGCCAAAGCUAUGCCUUCUGCUUCGCCAUCCACUGAAAGGUGUCCGGCAUAUGGUUGGACGGUGUUUGGCAACGCUGGCAGCGGUUGAUGCGGCAACUGUGAUGACGCUCGUCAUUAACGACGUCGUACCCUUGCUGUCCUGCAUCGAAAGCAUCAUCAAGAGGCAGGGUGCCGCCGAAGCGAUUACCUGCAUCGUUAAUCGACUGCAGUUCGAGAUUGUACCGUACGUGGUGCUGCUGGUUGUGCCACUGUUAGGUCGCAUGAGUGAUCCGGACCAAUCGGUGCGGCUCGUUUCAACGCACUGCUUUGCGACGCUUAUCCAGCUGAUGCCGUUGGAUGGGCUUGCGUCGGACGGUGGUAGCACACGCAACCUUUCCGAGGAUCUUCGCCAGCGCAAAAUGAAGGAUCGCCGAUUUCUGGAGUAUCUGUUCUCACCGAAAACGAUACCCGACUUUGAGAUACCGGUGAAGAUUAAUGCGGAACUGCGCAGUUAUCAGCAAUCGGGUGUAAAUUGGCUGUGGUUUCUGAAUCGCUACAAACUGCACGGCAUCCUGUGCGACGACAUGGGUCUCGGAAAAACGUUGCAAGCGAUCUGCAUUCUCGCGGCGGAUCACCAUCAGCGCAGCCAGGAAGCGAACUGUGCCCAGCUACCGAGCAUUGUCAUCUGUCCACCAACGCUGACCGGCCAUUGGGUGUACGAGGUGGAGAAGUUCCUGCCGAGUCGGUUUCUGCGACCGUUGCAUUACGUCGGUUUGCCAGGAAAUCGGGAACAGCUGCGACAGAAGCUUGGCACGUACAAUCUGAUCGUGGCAUCGUACGACAUCGUGCGGAAGGAUAUUGAGUUUUUCAGCUCGGUACACUGGAACUACUGCAUCCUGGACGAGGGACACAUCAUCAAGAAUGGGCGCACGAAAAGCUCCAAAGCUAUCAAACAGCUGGUAGCGAACCAUCGAUUGAUACUGUCCGGUACGCCCAUCCAGAACAACGUGCUGGAACUGUGGUCACUGUUCGAUUUCCUAAUGCCGGGAUUUCUCGGCACGGAGAAACAAUUCAGCACACGCUUUAGCCGACCGAUACUGGCCAGUCGGGAUCCGAAGAGUUCACCAAAGGAGCAGGAAGCGGGUGCGCUCGCAAUGGAGGCACUGCAUCGGCAGGUACUGCCGUUCCUGCUGCGUCGUGUCAAGGAGGACGUGUUGACUGAUCUACCGCCAAAGAUAACGCAAGAUUUGCUGUGUGAGUUAAGCCCGUUGCAGGAGCGAUUGUACGAGGACUUUAGCCGGAUGCAUCUACAUUCGUCCGACAUACGCGAAUGUUUGGAGAAUAUCGACGGACAGAUGGCGGGACCGGCCAAUAAGAAGACGCACGUGUUCCAAGCACUAAGAUACCUACAAAAUGUGUGCAAUCAUCCAAAGCUGGUACUUUCCCCAUCCCAUCCGGAAUAUCAGAUGAUUGUGGGCGAGUUUACGCGCAACGGUUCAUCCAUGGAUGAUAUUGAACAUUCAGCAAAACUUCCUGUCCUAAAGCAACUACUGCUGGACUGUGGCAUCGGUACCAAUGAGGAUGUGUCGGUGAAUCAACACCGUGCGCUUAUAUUUUGCCAGCUGAAGGCGAUGCUUGACAUCGUCGAAAAUGAUCUCCUGAAGAAGCACCUGCCUGCCGUGUCCUAUUUGCGGCUGGAUGGAAGUGUACCGCCCAGCACGAGACAUCACAUCGUAACCAAGUUUAACGGUGAUCCCAGUAUCGAUGUGUUGCUCUUAACGACACAGGUCGGUGGUCUCGGUUUAAAUCUGACCGGUGCCGAUACCGUCAUCUUCGUCGAGCACGAUUGGAACCCGAUGAAAGACCUGCAAGCGAUGGACCGUGCGCAUCGAAUCGGCCAGAAGAAGGUCGUCAAUGUGUACCGGUUAAUUACGCGCAAAUCGCUGGAGGAGAAAAUUAUGGGCCUGCAAAAGUUUAAGCUGCUUACGGCCAACACGGUCGUCAGUGACGAAAAUGCUUCGAUGGAUACGAUGGGUACGGAGCAGUUGCUCGAUCUGUUCACGCUCGCGGACGACAGUGGUAAGCAGCGUGGUGCUGUUGUUACUGCCGUAUCAUCCGGUUCUGACAGACGUUUGCGUUCAGCGGCGAACAAUAGUGCAACUACUGGUACCGAGCUGGAAGCAAAUGGUAAUAGUGGGACGGCUAUUAAGACAGUUCUGGAAAGCUUACCGGAGCUUUGGGACGAUAGCCAGUACCAUGAGGAGUACGAUCUGUCGCAGUUCCUUGAAGGGUUGAAGAAAAACCGCCAGCAAUAGCUGAAACAACAAACCACUGCUUAACAGCGGGUGGGACACAGCCAUUCUCAACAAAGCGCUACCGAUGGGAAUGCGCAUAUGAUGUGUGUGUAUCUGGUCAUAGCAAGGAAACGGGGAAGAUAACAUCAAAAAAUGGUAAGAUGAUACGGUGAAGAAAAUAUCUACAGUAGAGUAUAGAGAGAGUGAGAGAGAGAGGGAGAGAGGGAGAGACACUCUGGAGUGCUUCUUAUCACAUCUCAUCCAAAUGUGCGUUCAUGUUAGCUAAGUUAUACUGUUUUCUUUUUAUCGUUUUCCACUAUCGCUAAAGCUAUCGUCCUAACAUUUUAUUUCUAAUAUUCCAUCCCAAUAAACAAAUGAAAAAGGAGCAGAUCGUUUUUAGAAUUGUGGAAUGGAAGAAGAAAUUGUAAAACUAUAUUUUACUAUCUAUUCUUAAGCUCUUACUGUACAACACACUAGUUGCCACUGCAUGUCGUACAUUUGUAAGUUUCCCCGCGCAAUGGGAAGAACUGGAAAUUAUGUAUUUAAAUACCUAGAAUAAAGCGUGAGUUUCGUGAGUAUAAA
This is a messenger RNA of Anopheles funestus (African malaria mosquito), 9191 nucleotides long. It is a transcript of the gene Hel89B, whose product is annotated as TATA-binding protein-associated factor 172. NCBI's taxonomy places the organism in Eukaryota, Metazoa, Arthropoda, Insecta, Diptera, Culicidae. The transcript is spliced from 6 exons. Gene Ontology annotation, molecular function: TBP-class protein binding; ATP binding; ATP hydrolysis activity. The record is from RefSeq and is a predicted model, not a curated record. The coding region runs from base 2553 to 8630 and encodes 2025 amino acids.